This is a messenger RNA of Triplophysa rosa, 1634 nucleotides long. RefSeq names its product SPT3 homolog, SAGA and STAGA complex component (gene supt3h). The record is from RefSeq and is a predicted model, not a curated record. The coding region runs from base 365 to 802 and encodes 145 amino acids. The transcript has 6 exons. Lineage: Eukaryota; Metazoa; Chordata; Actinopteri; Cypriniformes; Nemacheilidae. Gene Ontology annotation, molecular function: protein heterodimerization activity; transcription coactivator activity. Gene Ontology annotation, biological process: transcription by RNA polymerase II.
AGCAAAGGUGAGGACACUUCAAACCGAGACUUGCGUCUUUUCUUAUUAAACCGUCUGUAUAAAGUCCGUUUGGCUCGCGCCUUCAGGCAAACGACAAAGUUGACUAAAGUUGGAUGUUCUCGGGCUUUACGCGGCAGGGUUUCGUGCGCUCUCACAGGUUAAUCUAUUGGAAAUAAACGCGCAGGAUCUUCUGGGUUUUUUGCUCAUUGAAAACACGCACGCAUCAUUUGCGAGCUGCUUUCGCUUCUCCGCGGUUGAAGAUUUCUGUAAGAAACAUUGAAGUCCGGAAUGGAAACGAGUCUUUGCGCAUUACGCGCGGCGAUCUGAGAGGUUUCCGCACCGCAGAAAACCCGCCACGAUACGAAUGAGCAACAGCACCUCCAGUCCCAUGACAGCCGGCUCCAGCGGCACGGCGGCCGGACGGGGAAGCGGAAGAGCCACCAGCUUCGUUCCGGAACUCCAGAGCAUGAUGUUUGCUCUGGGUGACGCGAGACGACCGCUGCACGAGACCGCCGCCCUAGUGGAAGAUAUCGUACACACACAGCUCAUCAAUCUGUUGCAUCAGGCAGCGGAUGUGACGCUCCUCAGAGGAGCUCGAGUCAUCUCACCAGAAGACAUCAUCUUCCUCAUGAGGAAAGACAAGAAAAAGUUAUGCAGGCUUCUGAAGUACAUGCAGUUCAGAGACUACAAAUCCAAAAUCCUCAAAACCAUCGACGACGAAGAACCGCUGGAAUCAGAGACCCCAAAACAAAAACUGAAUAAUGACAACGUCUCUCAUCCUUCUUCAGAGGUUUUCAAGUGAUGUGUGUUAUAGUAUGUGACUGUCAGUGUGAAGAUCUGAAAAGGUCAUCAGAAUGUGUAUUAACUCCGCCUCCAAACGUCUUAUAUUCAUCAUGUAUCAGUGACACAUUAAAGCUAUAGAAAGACACAGAAAUACACAAUAAAUGAUGUGUGUUAAUAGUGUCAAGGUUUAAAAGAGUGAUAAUUGUACUGUCUGAUUGACAGAAACCACGAGACCUGACUGAAGUGUCAUUCACAGACAGAAAGACAGACGUGACAUCACACACGCGUCUGUUUGAUUACUCUUAAUGCUUUUAUUCUGUUAUAUUGAAGCUCCAGGCCCACAACAGAAGAGUAAAGAGUGAGAGAGACGUGAAACUGUGUUUAAUAACAUAAUGAAUAACUGAACUCAUGAGAUUAUUCACAGGUUUUAACUGCUGAUGUGCGUGUUUAAGGUCACGUCACGUGUUGUGUAAAAAAUCAUUUCAGAGGUGGAGAAAUGUAAUGAUGAAAGAUUUUAAAAUCAGGUCAUGCUUAAUAACACUGUUAUAAAAUCUAUUCAUUUCACUCACAUUUGUGUUUCUGUCUCUCAAAUGUUGAGCGACGGGAUGUUUUUAAAGGGAUUCUUCACCCAAAAAUGACAAUUCUGUCAUCUUUCCUCACCUUCCAGUUGUUACAAAUCUGUAAAAAUGUCUUUGUUCUGAUGAACACAGAGAAAGAUAUUUGGAAGAAUGCGUAUAACAGGAAUCUCCCUUUAAAGGCUCUGUGGUCAUUUAAAUAUAUAUUAAAGGUUUUGAACAUCUUCCACACGUUUAGAGAAAUCAUUGUGUGUGUGUGUGUGUGUGUGUACUUGU